Anopheles stephensi (Asian malaria mosquito) is the source of this 1930-nucleotide messenger RNA. Its product is annotated as apyrase-like. Gene Ontology annotation, molecular function: nucleotide binding; 5'-nucleotidase activity; metal ion binding. The transcript is spliced from 3 exons. Gene Ontology annotation, cellular component: plasma membrane. The record is from RefSeq and is a predicted model, not a curated record. NCBI's taxonomy places the organism in Eukaryota, Metazoa, Arthropoda, Insecta, Diptera, Culicidae. Bases 174 to 1832 code for a protein of 552 amino acids. Gene Ontology annotation, biological process: AMP catabolic process.
CCGCCUAAUGUCGAGGUGGAAUCGAUUGGUGGUGGUAAUGAAGGGCGUUCGAAUGAUUCGUUGAUUCGAAUCUUCGGUGCGCAUUUCGGCUUGGGAAGUUCCCAGUUUCGCGGCAGAUUUUGCACAGUGAGCACACACAGCAGACCGUGCGCUCGCUCGCUCACUCACUAGAAAUGGCGCACAGCCGGUGUACGUUCCCACGUUUGGCGGUCAUUUGCUUCUGUGCCUCACUGGCAGCGUUCACCAGCGGGCAGGAGGAUCUGUUCCCACUGUCCAUCGUGCAUAUUAACGAUUUUCACGCCCGCUUCGAGGAGGUCAAUGAGGCCAGCGUCACGUGUGAUGCAACCGGUGGUGAGAAGUGUAUCGGUGGGUACGCACGAACGGUGACGGUGCUGAAGCAGCUGCUUGCCGAACGGCCCAAUCCCAUCUAUCUGAACGCGGGCGACAACUUCCAGGGUACGCUCUGGUACAACAUCCACCGGUGGAAUGCAACGUCCACGUUCCUGAACAUGCUUCCGGCUGAUGCGAUGACCAUCGGGAACCACGAGUUCGAUAAUGGUGUGGAGGGUGUAGUGCCGUUUCUGGAGACGAUCCAAUCGCCGGUACUGCUGGUGAAUGUGAACAACAGCAGGGAACCGGAUUUUAACCAGUUCAACAAGAGUCUCGUGCUGGAGCGUGGUGGACGCCGGAUCGGUGUGAUCGGUGUGAUACUCAGCACGACCGAUACGAUCGCCAACACGGGAGACCUCAUUUUUGAGGAUGAGGUAGAAACGAUACAAGCCGAGGCGGAACACUUGACCGCACUCGGGUGUGACAUUAUCGUCGUCCUAUCGCACUGUGGAAUCGAUGUUGAUCGCGCCAUAGCGGCGAAUGUAGGCCCACUGGUGGACAUUAUUGUGGGGGGCCAUUCCCACACCUUCCUGUACACCGGCGAUCAUCCUACCAUCCCAAUGAAUCCGGCGUCCGAAUAUCCGACCGUCGUUUCGCAACCGAACGGCCAUCGGGUGCUGAUUGUGCAGGCGUCCGCCUACACCAAGCUGGUGGGCGAUAUCAUCCUGUACUUUGACGAUCGGGGCAUUGUUCAGCGCUGGGAGGGCAAUCCCAUCUAUCUAAGCAAUGAGAUCGUGCCGGAUCCGGACAUCGCGGAUGCGUUGAUCCCGUGGAAGGUGGCUGUGGAUGAGAUCGGCAAUCGAAAGAUUGGUUCGACGGGUGUCGAUCUCCAGAAGGCUAGCUGUGGAUUCGGUGAGUGUAACCUGGGCAGCCUAAUCGCUGACUCGAUGGUGGCUGCCUUUGUGCCGCGCGCAGAACCUGGACAUUGGACGUACGCAUCCGUUGCGGUGCUGGCAGUCGGUGGCAUCCGUGUGGGUCUGUUCCGCGGAGAUCUUGCCUUUAAAAAUCUGAUCGAGGUGUUGCCGUUCGAGAAUGCGCUGGUGUGCUUCGAUAUGCGCGGCGAUCAUCUGAUCGAGCUGAUGGAGUACAGUGUGGAAAAGUCCUGGGAUGAGGAUCGCUUCAAUGGAGCGAACAUGCUGCAAGUGUCCGGACUUCGCGUACUGUACAACGUUACCAAUCCGGUCGGUGAGCGUGUGCUGGCGCUGGAUGUACUGUGUCAUGCGUGUGACGUGCCCAGGUACGAGCCGGUCGAACCGUUCCGGAAGUAUCGUGUCAUAACGAACUCGUUUUUGGCUGGUGGUGGUGAUGGAUUCACGGUGUUCGAACGGUACGGUCAACGGAAGGUGACUGGACCGGUCGAUAUUGAUGCGUUCGAGAGCUACGUCCGGGAUCGGUCGCCCGUAUUUCAGGGAGUAGAUGGAAGGAUUACGGUGUUAACGUAGUACCGGAGAUCAUAGUUACAGUAGAUAGGAAUAGAAAAUAGUAUCAUAUUAUAUGGGUUGCAACAUCUGAAAUACAGUCAGUCGAUUAAAAUCCUCUA